UCUUCCAUUCAUCUCUCCUUCAAAUCUCCCCAUCUCUCUCCCCUCGCCAACAUUUUUUCCCCACGCAACUACCAAAGAACAGAGAAGGGAAGGAAAAUCCCACCCCCAACGAAAGAUAGGAAGAAGGGAGGAGGAGAUGACCGCUUCCGCCAUUUCAUGGCUCACCAGAAUCCUCUCUUCCUGUUCUUUCUCGUCUUCCUUCUGUCUUUGACCUUCUUCUGCUUCCCGUCUUCCGCCUCACUCUCCACCGUCGCCGUCUCUCAGACCUCCAACGACACAAUCGCCUGCGCCUUGAUUCCCGGCGACGUCAACGCCAUCAGCUGCUACAACUACCGCCAGAACCAAAGCUUCCACCUCCUCCCCAGCGUCGGUUUCCGCGCCGUCGCCGGCGGCGGCGGUUUCGUCUGCGCGCUCCGUAUCUCCAAUUCGGCCUUGAUCUGCUGGGACCUGCGUAGUAGCCCUGCCAGGCCCAGGCGUGUCGCCCGCGGUCAGUUGGGGAUUGCCGCUUUGCAAGUGGGCUGGAGGGGUCAAGUUUGCGCUCUCGAUUCUGCUGAAAACCUCAGCUGCUGGCGGUGGAGCGGGGUCAAUUUCACAUCUCCACCGCCGCGGCUGUCCAGCAUCGCCGUCGGGGACCAGUUCUUGUGCGGCCGGAGAAACGGUUCCAAUGCGGUCGAGUGCUACGUCACAGGACUUGGAGGUGGCUGGCGCUCACGCGAUCCUCCGAUGCUGCUCGUGGCCGCCGGAAUGCGGCAUGCCUGCGGACUGGUGGCGAGUACAGGCAAGGUAGAGUGCUGGAGCCCGGUGAGCUCAGGAACUGUAUAUAGCGUGCCAGACCACACGGCUUACGAGUUCAACCAGCUCGCGCUCGGCGAUAACUGGAGCUGCGCGCUCCGGGCAAGCAACAGAACUGUGGCCUGCUGGAGGGCCGACGGUUCCCGGCUGCUAACUCCUCUGGAUCAGGUCGAGCUGCUUCAUCUAUCAGCAGAGGGCAGCGUGCUUUGCGGGGUCGUGUCCGGGAAUUACUCGUUGAUCUGCUGGAAUGCUACGGAAGGGCGGCCCGGGCCUCAGACUUCUCUGGCAUUAAGUUACGUCCUCCCCGGGCCAUGCGUCUCCACGUGCCAGAGCCAGGUCCUGCCUGGUUCGGGCAACCUCUGUCCCGCCGGUUGGGUCAUCUGCGCUCCAAAUGAUUUCCUACCAAAUAUCUCGACUUCGCCUCCACCGAGUAUCCAGAGCCCACCUCCACCGAGUCCUCCUGCCCAUCGUAUAUCUCGCCGGAAUUUAGCGUUUGUAAUAGUCGGGAGCGUCGGCACUGCCAUUGGCGUGGCCUCUCUGGCGUGCUUCCUGGUUACGCGUUUCUGUGGGGGAAUGACUUGCCGGGUCCAUGAUUCCGGGCCAAUUGAGCAGAUGCCGCCGGCGCCCGGGUCCCAGCCCAGCCAGGCGUCGCCACCAAAGUCCAGGCCUCCUCAGCUGGGCAGGCUGGUGAGCCUGGGAGUUGGGGCGAAGCUGGAGGAGUUCCCCCUGGAGAUGCUGGUCAAGGUCACCAACAACUUCUGCGCCAGCAGCCGGACGGGAACCGGCAGCUUCGGUUCAGUCUACGAGGCCUACCUCCCGGACGGGCGGCACGUUGCCAUCAAGCGCGCGGAGGCGCCGUCGCCGUCGUCGGUCUACGUCAGGCACUACCACCAGGACAACGAACACGCGUUCGAAGCCGAGCUCGCCUUCCUGUCACGGCUCAACCACAAGAACCUGGUCCAGCUGAUCGGCUUCUGCGAGGAGGAGACGGCGGAGCUCGAGCGGGUGCUCGUCUACGAGUUCAUGACCAAUGGGUCCCUGCACGACCACCUGCACAAGAGGGACGACUCCCGGCUGCACGACUGGGUCUUCCGGAUAAGGGUUGCGCUGGACGCGGCCAGGGGCAUCGAGUACCUCCACACCUACGCCGUCCCGCCGAUCAUCCACCGGGACAUCAAGUCGGCCAACAUACUGCUGGACGCGACCUGGACGGCGAAGGUCGCGGACUUCGGGCUGUCGCUGAUGGGGCCUGCCGACGAGUCCGGCCACCUCUCGCUCCGGGCGGCCGGCACGGUGGGUUACAUGGACCCGGAGUACUACCGGCUCCAGCAAUUGACCACGAAGAGCGACGUCUAUAGCUUCGGCGUGGUGCUUCUCGAGCUGCUCACCGGGUACAAGGCGAUACACAAGGUGCCAGACGGGUCGUCGCCGAGGAAUGUGGUGGACUUCGCGGUGCCGUUCAUCGUGUCGGAUGAGAUCCACCAGGUGCUGGACCGGAGGCUGUCGCCGCCGACGCCUUACGAGAUCGAGGCCGUGACGUACGUGGGCUACUUGGCGGCCGACUGCGUGAGCCUGGAGGGAAAGGACCGGCCGUCGAUGACGGAGGUGGUGAGCAGCCUGGAACGGGCGCUGGCCGCGUGCAUGCGGACUCCCUCCGGGUCUAGAAGCCAGAGCUUUGACUGAGCCAAGCAAAGACACGGACAGAGCCGCGGAGCGCUGCUUCCUUUUUUGUAUAUUAAAUCCUUUUGGCUUCUUUCUUUUCUCGUCUCCUUGGGUAUUGAUUCAUUAUUGCUCGUGUAAAAGGGUGAAGCAAACGAGAGCUGCACAUACGAGUUCAUUUUUUC
Nymphaea colorata (pocket water lily) is the source of this 2636-nucleotide messenger RNA. Its product is annotated as serine/threonine-protein kinase-like protein CCR4. The record is from RefSeq and is a predicted model, not a curated record. Gene Ontology annotation, biological process: protein phosphorylation. NCBI's taxonomy places the organism in Eukaryota, Viridiplantae, Streptophyta, Magnoliopsida, Nymphaeales, Nymphaeaceae. The transcript has a single exon. Bases 157 to 2475 code for a protein of 772 amino acids. Gene Ontology annotation, molecular function: ATP binding; protein serine/threonine kinase activity.